AUGUCGGCCUCAUUACCCGGCAGCAGAGAUCUGCCUGCUUCUCGGCAUGAUCUCAGCACCUAUCUGGGCCGGGUGAAGCACUCCGCAGACAUAUCCGAUCCGAGAACACUGUUCACUUCCAACGCCGCCCUGGAGAAUGCCAAAUCAUUGGUCACUCAGUACAAACAAGGCACGAUUCGAUCCAUGACACCAGAGCUAUGGACAGCAAAGAAGAUCGUCGACUCGACACUGCAUCCAGAUACCGGCGAACCAGUAUUCCUACCAUUCCGGAUGUCAUGCUUCGUCUUGUCCAAUCUGGUCGUCACAGCCGGCAUGCUUACGCCUGGAAUGACGAAUAUGGGCACCGUCGCAUGGCAGGUUGCCAACCAGUCCCUCAACGUGGGCAUCAAUUUCUCCAAUGCCAAUAAGAGCACACCAAUGUCCAUGUCAAGCAUCGCACAGUCAUAUGUCAUGGCUGUCGGAGCAAGUUGUGGUGUUGCAGUGGGUCUCAACUCCAUCCUGCCACGUUUGAAGAACAUCAGUCCUGCCACCAGAAUUACGCUGGGUAGACUGGUGCCUUUCGCUGCAGUGGCAAGUGCUGGUGUGCUGAAUGUGUUCCUCAUGCGAGGAGAGGAGAUCCGGCAGGGGAUUAAUGUGUACCCGAGCGAAUCAGAGGAGGCGAAGACGAAGCGAGAGCAAGCGAAUCAAGCUCUCGAGCCGCUUGGGAAGAGUAAGAAGGCAGCUACGCUUGCUGUGGGCGAGACGGCUGUCUCUCGUGUGCUGAACGCAACUCCGAUCAUGGUUCUUCCGCCUCUCAUCCUGGUACGCCUGCAGCGCAUGGAGUGGCUGAGAAGCAAUCCUCGUUUGACGCUUCCUGUCAACCUUGGUCUGAUCUUGACGACGAGUAUCUUUGCUCUUCCGGUGGCGUUGGCUGCUUUCCCACAGCGGCAGGCGGUGAAGGCGACAAGUCUUGAGAAGGAGUUCUGGGAGCAGGGUGGCGAAGGAGGCCUGGUGGAGUUCAAUCGUGGGAUCUGA
Zymoseptoria tritici IPO323 is the source of this 1014-nucleotide messenger RNA. RefSeq lists its product as uncharacterized. Gene Ontology annotation, biological process: mitochondrial transmembrane transport; monoatomic ion transport. Gene Ontology annotation, cellular component: mitochondrial inner membrane. NCBI's taxonomy places the organism in Eukaryota, Fungi, Ascomycota, Dothideomycetes, Mycosphaerellales, Mycosphaerellaceae. The record is from RefSeq and is a predicted model, not a curated record. The transcript is spliced from 3 exons. The coding region runs from base 1 to 1014 and encodes 337 amino acids. Gene Ontology annotation, molecular function: monoatomic ion transmembrane transporter activity.